Messenger RNA from Anthonomus grandis grandis, 2918 nucleotides. RefSeq lists its product as uncharacterized. The coding region runs from base 690 to 1919 and encodes 409 amino acids. The record is from RefSeq and is a predicted model, not a curated record. NCBI's taxonomy places the organism in Eukaryota, Metazoa, Arthropoda, Insecta, Coleoptera, Curculionidae. The transcript has 9 exons.
AAGAAUAUUUUAGAGUUCUGACAACACUAUUUUUAACCGUUCGGCCGGAUUCGUAAACGUAGGACAAAUUCCGAGUAGGACCAAUUCCGAUCUCCCGACACGAGAAUAACACACCGCUCGGAAAUACUCGAUUAUGUUGAGACGAGAGAGACAACAAAUCGGAAAUCAUUUACCAGAAUACGUACCGAAAAAACCUUUCGAGACACAGAAUUAUCGGGAUUGCCAGCGCUAUUAUUUUACAGGUAAUAUACUAUUUUUUUAGGUGAUCGAAUAGUCAUACCAUUCGAUAAAUCGUUAAAAAAAAAUAAUUAAAAAACAAAACUAAUUUCAAUAGCUGUCUUAUUAUUCUUUUUAAUAUGUUUCCUAUUUAAAUUGCAGUUUUCAAUUGGCGCUAAGACCGAUGCUUCUAGGUCUUGACAACCCUGAAAACCCGCUUUCUGUAAUAUCCAUCGAGUGAUUCCCUGAAACCAAAACUUCAGCUUUGCUUUUUUGCUUGGCUUGCGAUAUUAUUGCGAUUUUUACAAAUCACUAUUGAAUUGGUAUUUCUCUGGAAAUAAACUACAUUAUUAUUGUUUAGUGUUGUGUACCGUUUGUUUUUUUAAGCGUUUGUAGUGCUUUUAGUGCCAAAAUACUUUAGAGGUGUCCAUUAUAUUCAAGAUUCAAGGAUACCUCGACCGCCUAGGGUAAUAAUGGACCAUAGGAGAUAUCAGAGAUCAGGAGGAAUUUACCACGACGGGUUUUUGUACAUAACAAGAUCCACAAAGCACAACAUCAGGUAUUUAAUCUGUAGCAAGUAUCGACGAUUGGGUUGUAUUGCAUCAGGGAAAAUCCACUUAGAAGAGGGAAAUGUCUUCAUUCCUAUAAAGGUUGAACAUAAUCAUCCUAGAGACGACAACAGAGUUGAAGCAAUGGAUUUUAGAAUUCAGCUACGGGAGGCCUGUGUUCGAGAAAGAGGAACCCUUAAAAAUAUUUAUGAGCGCGUUGCCGCAAGAAACGUGAAUGGUGCUGUUGAGGUUCCAUUUAAUGUGAUUCGCCGUUCAAUGUUGAGAUGGAGCCAGGCAAUGAGGCCUAAUGUCCCGGCAACUUUAACGGAAUUGGCAGACAUAUUUCGAACAGGUGUGGUCGAAGCCAAUGGACUUACUGCGGUGGUUUUUGGCAAUGGGGAAUUUAUAGGGAACUUCAUUGACUCCCAACACACAUUCAUUGAUGGAACCUUUAAGGCAGUACCGAGAAGACCUAACUUUUGUCAAAUCUUGACCAUAUUUGCCACUUGCAUGGAUCAUGCUUUUCCAGUUGCACAUAUUUUCAUGGAGAGAAGAACGAAAAUCUUGUAUGAUGCCGCUUUUGCCUACCUGCGUGAGAACUUCCCCCAAUUUGUCAAUAUUAACAUUGUGACGGACUAUGAGGUGGCUUUGAUGGAAUCACUGAGGAACAACUUUCCCAAUGCCUCAUUGCAUGGUUGUUUUUUCCAUUAUUGUCAGGCGGUAUUACGAAAAGCCAGGACUUUAGGGAUUACACGGCAGAUCGAGGGACGACCUAAUGGAAGAGUCUUAUUGAAGAAAUACUAUUGUUUGGCGCUUCUACCUGCGGAGAUGAUUGAACCGACAUUAGUUUCCUUGCAGGUUUUUUUUUGUUGUUAUCAAUGGCAUUUUUUAUUCGUGACCAUUGUUUCUAUUAUAAGCACGAUUUGGACUUUGGCUCUGGACUUUAGAGAACUCAAUGAGUAUAUCAGGAGGCAAUGGAUAGAACGCGUUACAGCUCAGCAUUUCAGUGUAUUCAGGCAACGACAUAGGACCAACAAUGUGAUGGAAUCAUACCACAGAAGACUGAACAGUAAAUUGAGUAGACAUCCUGGCGUGUGGGAUUUGAUAGAGACGCUUAUCGAUAUCCAGAACACUGCUUCCAUCGCGCUGACUUAGCUGGAACAACACCCCAAUGUUUACAGGAUUGCAAGAAAGAAUGUGGUAUUUGAUGCUCGACUGAAUCAAGCUUGGGACAAGUUAUCGGAUGGUCGCUUCACCGCGGGAGAUUUCCUAAGGCAAGCAGUCCAUUUUGUGGAUGGCAUAGAUGGACAACUACAUCAGUGGAACCAGGAAGUACCGGCCGAAGAAGAAGAAGAAGCUGUCGUCGUUCCAGUAGACAUCUUCAUCGUUUAUUAAUUCCAGCUCCUAUUGCUCAACCACCAAGAAAUGUUCCUAUUUUACUCCAUCAGCAACGUCCUCUUCUUCUGGAACCUCCUCCGCUCAUUCCGCUUCCUCGUGCACGCAUGCCUUUACCUCCAUUAGUUCCUAUUCCCAUUUUACCACUUGUCCGUCCAUUGUCACCUCCUCCCCUUGUCCCAAUCCUUCAGAAUUUGCCGCCGCCGCCCCAAAUCUUAGAACUACAACCCCCGAGAUAUCCACCUCCCGGUUUUCCUGAUUCACCUCCUCCUCCUCCUCCUGGUUUUCCUGCUUCUCCUCCUCCUGGUUUUCCUGAUUCUCCUCCUCCUCCUGAACCCAUGUUCAAUUUCCUACCCAUCCCUGAAGGAAUCUUAGAAUUGUUCGGCCAGCUAGAAAACGAUGAAGAGUUACCAGUUAGAGCUCCAGUUAACCGCUGGGAAUCGAAAAUUCAAGUAGUGCCAUUUAACGAGGACACCAUGCCACCCAUGCUGAACUGUAAUGUCUGCCUUCUAAACGUGGUACAAUAUGUAAUGCCGGACUGUGGUCAUCUGUUUUGUUCCACAUGCUCAUCCAUUAUAUACAACACUGAGGCAGCUCGGUGUGCAAUAUCUCGAGCGUAACUAAACCGAUCACCUAUUCCUUUUUUUUUAAUUGAAAGUAAUUUGAUAUUUUUCAGGUUUUAUAAUAUUUUUCUAGUAUUAGUAGUAUUUCUAUUUUGCAGCAUUUUCUGUAUUCCUUUUCUAUACACCUUUAUUUUAA